GUUGGGCGUUACAAUGACCUCAAAACAAGUAAAAACGUUACAUUUAGUUUGAAUUAAACACAAUAAUUGAACAGCAGGAGACGUUAACUUUGUAUAGUAGUAGAUACAUCAUGUGAAAUUAUACUGAAAGCGUAUACUUUUCCACAAACAGGAGGAAACUUUCUCCCCAGUAUUUCCAUAGUCCCUCCUCUUCUCCUUCUCGGGGUUUCUUUCUUGAAACCAUGGCGCUGCUGCAGGCUGAUCAUCUCACUGUAUACGUGGCGUUUCAUUUUGUUUUAAUAACAUUACUUAGUUUCACCUCAGCGACCCCGGGUAGAGGCAGCGCUAAUGUGUUGUCCCUGCCGCAGCCGUACGACUUCUUGUAUUACACCGGGGUACGGUCGUAUUUCGGUGAGGAGUGGGUGAAGGCAGCGGAGCUUCUGGAGAAAGCCAUCCUGACCAAGGAGUCCCUUUCCCGGGUACGCAGGCAGUGUCAUGAGGAGUGUGUGGAGGCAGGGAGAGAAGCGUUCAACAGACUGGACUCUGAGAAGGGGAGUCUGCAUGAUCUGUGGACCUUGGACUGGGUUCAGCAGAGAGCUGAAUGUCUGCGGUUCUGUGUCGGACGCUCGGUGUCACCUACAGCACAACUUCCUGUUUCUACCGACAUAGAUUAUGAAUUUGGAUCUCGUAACCCCUACAACUUCCUGCAGGUCACUUACUACAAGUUGGAAAAGUUACAGAAGGCGGCGUCUGCAGCUCAUACCUAUUUUGUGGCAAACCCCAGUCACUUGGAGAUGAGGAACAACAUAGAGAAGUACAGACGGAUGGAGGGAGUGACGGAGGAGGCCUUCCAGGACAGAGAGCUGGAGAAUGAGAAUCAUUGGGUCCUGUAUGAUUCUGCAGUUCAGUAUGAGGCCUCCUCUGACUGGCUGAAAGCUGCAGAGAAAUGGAAAGAGUGUGUGAAUGAAACGCUGCGGCAGACAGACGAGUGCCGGCUGCAGUGUGAGAUGGCCUCCCAACGACUGCCAGAGGACAGGGGGGUGGACGGUAGUAAGAGCGUUUAUGAGCAGGCUGCAGAUCUUUCCCUCUCCCUGCUCUCGUGCCGGCAGUCCUGUGUGACUCAGGUCGCCACGAGACCCGGGAGGAUUUCUUCUCAGGAGGACUUCCUGCCCACACAGCUGGAGCAUCGGCACAUCGCACAGUUUAAAGCUGGUGAUGUUGGUGGAGCCGUGCAGACGCUGCGCUCUCUGCUCCUCUUCUACCCCUCCGACCAUGACUCCUUAGACAACCUGCAGCUCUACUCUGAGACACUAGGAGGAGACACAGAGUCACAUGGCACUCAGCCUGCUCAGGAGAUUGUCGGAUACAUUAAUCGUGCUUUAGAUGAGAAGAAGCUUCUGUAUUUCGGCAUGGAGAACCUUGACUUCAGUUUCACAGAUCCAGAUCUUUGGACUCCGGAAGAUGUAGUGCCUGAAUCACUGAGGGAUAAUUGGAGAGCUGUAAAAGAGAAAAUAAAUGUGAAAAUGGAAGAGGGAGAGAAGAAGGAGGAGGUGGAUGACAGUGGAUUCUAUGCAGGGGGUCCGGUUCCUCAGGUGGGCGUGACCAUCACCAUGGACGACACGGUUUUAAACGGGACGAAUCGCGUAGUUCUGGACGACGUCAUGACUGAGAAGGAGUGUGAAAAGAUACUGCAGCUAGCAACAGCUGCAGCAUCUGCCGGAGAUGGUUACCGGGGGCGACGAUCUCCGCACACGCCUCACGAGACGUUCGAGGGUCUGACCGUCCUCAGGGCUGUGAAGUUGGCUCAGGAUGAUAUGGUGAACCAGACAGACGCCCGGCUGUUUUACGAGCUGGGAGAGAGAGUGAAGGUCCUGCUGCACUCGUACUUCAGGAGCCCCUCCAUCCUCUACACCUCCUUCACACACCUGGUCUGCCGCAGCGCUAUCGCAGGUGAUCAGGAGGGCAGGCUGGACCUGUCUCAUCCUGUCCACGUCGACAACUGUCUGCUUGAGCCGGAGACCAAUCAGUGCUGGAGAGAACCGCCGGCAUUCAUACACAGAGACCUCAGUGCCCUUCUCUACCUGAAUGACAACUUUGAUGGAGGAGACUUGUUCUUCACUAAAAGGGACGCAAAGACAGUAACAGCUCGAGUGAAGCCCAGCUGUGGACGACUGGUGGGCUUCUCCUCGGGUCCCAUAAACCCUCACGGUGUUUCAGCGGUGACCCGCGGCCGGCGGUGUGCGCUGGCGCUGUGGUUCACCAAAGAGAAGCUGUACAGAGACAUGGAGCGAGAGGAGGCCGCGGCCAUGUGGGCUGCAGGUGGACAGAGUGUGGUGAAAAAUGAGGAAGAGGAGAAGGAGGGCGGCGCCUCGCCCGUGAGGAACGCUCGCAGCCAGGCCUCGCGUCAAGGGAGAGGAAGGGUGACGGGGGCGAGAGACGAGCUGUGAGAGGCACAACAAACCACAGACUGACCCUCAGACACUGAAACACACUUUCAUUUCUGCAUCCACUUCAAUAGACCAGCCCAUCACACCAUCCAUCACUUCAAGUUUCAAGACUUUUAUUGUCAUGUGUACAUAGCUACAGUGUAGUUAUGACAAUGACAAUCUUAGGUCACAGGCUCCUCCAACAGUGCAACACAAUAAAACAGAUAAUAGUGCAAGUAAAUACAAUAAAAUAGA
Trematomus bernacchii (emerald rockcod) is the source of this 2660-nucleotide messenger RNA. It is a transcript of the gene p3h3, whose product is annotated as prolyl 3-hydroxylase 3. Lineage: Eukaryota; Metazoa; Chordata; Actinopteri; Perciformes; Nototheniidae. Gene Ontology annotation, cellular component: endoplasmic reticulum. Gene Ontology annotation, biological process: collagen metabolic process. The transcript is spliced from 16 exons. The record is from RefSeq and is a predicted model, not a curated record. Gene Ontology annotation, molecular function: protein binding; iron ion binding; L-ascorbic acid binding. The coding region runs from base 222 to 2426 and encodes 734 amino acids.